CUAUGGCGGAUUAUGGCAGAGUUGGGUAGCAACAGAUCAAGUGUCAUCUGUGAUGAUGAGAACGAUUUACUUAAAAUUGAAGCAGAGGGGGCCGUAAGAGAAAUAUCAUUCGCAGUAAAACAUGUGGAGAUAUCCAAAUCUUUGCCUUCGUCACAGAAUGUUGUGUUUCUGAACUUGAAAACCAAAGAAGAUGAAUCUAUCUGUGUUGAGUUGAGCGUCAAAGGAUUCCGUAUUAUUGGUAAAAUAUUUGAUCACAUUGAUGAGAGCAAAGCAUCACCAUUCUAUGAGACGAUCUAUGCCCUUUUGGACAACUGCAGUCCAGGUUACAGGAAUACGUUUGGUGAAACUCUUUUCUCAAGACUUCAGCAACUGCAGUCCGAGGACCAAGGGGAGACAACUUCCAAAGACAGUUCAGAUUCCUGAAUCAAUGGUUUUCUUUAUGUUGACUUGGUUAUUGGCUCUAUAAUUGCCAAAACGUUCAGUCAGCUUCUCUGUGUUGCAUGAUGGUAGUGUUAUAAUCACACAGUGGCCAAAGUCUGUUUAAUUUUAACAUUUUAUGUAUUGCAUUGUGGAUCCUGCAGGUCAGUUAUUUAAAAUAGAUUACCAGUAGAAACAAAUUGCUAAUAAAUGGGGAUCACUUGUGAAGUUUAUCAUUCCCCUGUUUCCAGGUGGUUCCCUGGAAUACUACAAACCGGCCUCGGUAGUGUCGUGGUUAAGUCAUCGAACAUACGGCUGGUGGGUACAGGUUCGCAACCCAGUACCGCCUCCCACCCAGAGCGACUCAAUGGGUAGGUGUAAGACCACUACACCCUCUUCUCUCUCUCAUUGACAACUAAUGACUAACCCACUGUCCUGGACAGACAGCCCAGAUAGCUGAGGUGUGUGCCCAGGACAGUGUACUUGAACCUUAAGUGGAUAUAAGCACAGAAAUAAGUUGAAAUGAAAUGAAAAAUACUACAAAGCUGCCCAUCACUAGCCAAAUACAUAAUGUGACAUAAAAGGGCAUAUGUAUGAAAAUAAUUAUCUUUACAUGUACAUGUAGCAUAGUUAUAACAGGGAACAUUUUGCUUUCAAACUUUUGAUUAGCGACAUUUUGGUCAACUGAAGGUUCAUUAGCUGUUUAAUGUUUUAAAAUUGUUCAGCGAUCUCUGAAAUUUACGUAGCGAAUCUCGACACAAUACUGAACAAAAUGUUCCCUGUAUAAAUAAAUCAUACUUAAGUUCAAAGUGAAGAAAAUGAUCAUAGUAGUUAGAUUGUUACAUUUAAUGUAAUGCAUGAUACAAAUAUAAAUUAUUUGCGAUCUUUAUCAGUUUGUCAGGCCAGUUAUCUAAAAUAUUUAAUGAAAAUAGGCCAGGUAGUUCAAUCAGUUCAGUUUUAUUUAUUUUAAAACUGGAAAUAUGAAUAUUACAUUUAAAGUGCUUAUUCAGAGAAAACAGCUUACGUGUGUAACCCAAUGCUAGUCAGUGGUGGACUGUCGUAGAACGUAAAACGACAGCACCUGUGUAUACAUGCAACUGAUCACACUGAAAGAGCUUAUUUCUAGUCCUAUUACCAUUAUAAUUAUUCACAAUGUUUUUUUUUUAUAUAAUUAUUUACAAAGUUGUUUUACAUAAUUAUUUAUUUGAUUUUAAGUGAAUUCGAUUUCAAGUGAACUAAUUAUACAUUUGAUUUUAAGUGAAUUCGAUUUCAAGUGAACUAAUUAUAUAUUUGAUUUCAAGUGAACUAAUUAUUUAUUUGAUUUUAAAUGAAUUCGAUUUCAGGUGAACUAAUUAUAUAUUUCAUUUCAAGUGAACUAGACCCAUUUUUUUUAUAAAAUCCACAAGCCAUGGGAUCGGUGAUUUUAAAAAUGUACUAGUCAUGAUUAAAAGUUCACUAG
Gigantopelta aegis is the source of this 1876-nucleotide messenger RNA. RefSeq names its product GSK3B-interacting protein-like. Gene Ontology annotation, biological process: regulation of canonical Wnt signaling pathway. The record is from RefSeq and is a predicted model, not a curated record. The transcript has 2 exons. Gene Ontology annotation, molecular function: protein kinase A binding; kinase regulator activity. The coding region runs from base 13 to 423 and encodes 136 amino acids. Gene Ontology annotation, cellular component: cytoplasm. NCBI's taxonomy places the organism in Eukaryota, Metazoa, Mollusca, Gastropoda, Neomphalida, Peltospiridae.